AUGUCGUUGAUGGGUACACCAGCCGUGGUGAUGGACAACGGGACCGGUCUUACCAAAUUAGGAUUUGCUGGGAAUGAUUCUCCAUCUUAUGUAUUCCCUACUGCCAUCGCUACAUCAUCCAAAGUUGGUCAAGGUAGCAACAGUAAGAGUCUGCUUGUACUGCUGAAAAGAGGAUUGGAGGAUUUGGACUUUUCUAUUGGAUACGAAGCUCUUUCGGCAGCAUCCGGACCAAACUAUAAUUUAUCAUAUCCAAUUAAACAUGGUCAGAUAGAAAAUUGGGACCAUAUGGAACGGUUUUGGGAAGCAUCUAUCUUCAAGUAUUUACGGUGUGAACCUGAAGAUCAUUACUUUUUAUUGACCGAACCCCCUUUAAAUCCUCCAGAGAAUAGAGAGAAUGUUGCUGAGAUUAUGUUUGAAUCCUUCAAUUGUGCUGGUCUUUAUAUUGCCGUGCAAGCCGUGUUGGCUUUAGCAGCUUCAUGGACCUCUUCUAAGGUUCAAGAUAGAUCUUUAACUGGUACAGUCAUUGAUUCCGGUGAUGGUGUGACUCAUGUUAUCCCUGUGGCCGAAGGGUAUGUCAUUGGCGGUGCCAUUAAAAACAUCCCCUUGGCUGGUAGAGACAUCACCACUUUUAUACAAUCAUUGUUGAGAGACAGAGGUGAAGCCGAUUCAUCGUUACAAACCGCAGAGAAAAUCAAACAACAAUUUUGUUAUGUUUGUCCUGAUAUCGUAAAGGAAUUUAGAAAGUUUGACGAAUAUCCUCAAGAGAAGUUUGCUCAAUAUGUUGUUGAAUAUGCCGAUAAGAAUAAGAACAAGGUUGUUGAUGUUGGGUAUGAACGGUUCUUGGCUCCGGAGAUUUUCUUCAAUCCGGAGAUAUGUUCCUCUGAUUUCUUAACACCUUUGCCCACCGUAGUCGAUCAAGUGAUCCAAGCAUCUCCUAUUGAUGUGCGUAAGAAGUUGUACAAGAACAUUGUAUUGUCUGGAGGGUCCACGAUGUUCAAGGAUUUUGGCAGAAGAUUACAAAGAGAUUUGAAGACUCUUGUCAACGAAAGAAUUGAAGCCAGUGAAAGAUUAAGUGGAGUUAAAAGUACCGGGGUAGAUGUUCUGGUGAUUUCUCAUAAGAGACAAAGAAAUGCUGUUUGGUUCGGGGGAUCCUUAUUGGCUCAAACUUCAGAGUUUAAGAGCUAUUGUUUCACCAAACAUGAUUAUGAUGAACGGGGUCCAAGUAUUGUUAGAAACUUUUCUUUAUUCUCUGUACCAUAA
This is a messenger RNA of Lizanozyma spartinae, 1260 nucleotides long. RefSeq names its product actin-related protein 3 (gene ARP3). Bases 1 to 1260 code for a protein of 419 amino acids. Gene Ontology annotation, cellular component: actin cortical patch; Arp2/3 protein complex. The transcript has a single exon. Lineage: Eukaryota; Fungi; Ascomycota; Pichiomycetes; Serinales; Debaryomycetaceae. Gene Ontology annotation, biological process: Arp2/3 complex-mediated actin nucleation. Gene Ontology annotation, molecular function: actin filament binding. The record is from RefSeq and is a predicted model, not a curated record.